CCCUUCCUUUCUCCCCGCCCUUCUCCAGCUACGUGGUGCUGGACCUGAUGGAGUCGGACCUCCACCAGAUCAUCCACUCAGCCCAGCCUCUUUCCCUGGAGCACGUCCGCUAUUUCCUCUACCAACUCCUCCGCGGCCUCAAAUACAUCCACUCUGCCAACGUCCUCCACCGAGACCUCAAACCUUCCAACCUCCUGGUCAACGAGAACUGCGAGCUGAAGAUCGGCGAUUUCGGCAUGGCUCGCGGCCUCGGAGCCGACCCAAGGCACAGCAAAGCCUUCUUGACCGAAUACGUGGCCACGCGUUGGUACCGAGCCCCGGAGCUGCUGCUCUCCUUGCACCGUUACACGCGAGCCAUCGACAUGUGGUCGGUGGGCUGCAUCUUCGCCGAGAUGUUGGGCCGUCGGCAGCUUUUCCCCGGUCGCAAUUACGUCCAUCAACUUCAACUCAUCAUGGCGGUCUUGGGGACGCCGCCGGCGAGCGUCAUGGCCGCCAUCGGGGCCGAGAGGGUCCGUGCUUAUCUGCAGAGCCUCCCUCCUCGCCCGCCGGUGCCGUGGGAGAGUUUGUACGGCGACGCCGAACCGGAGGCUUUGGCUUUGUUGGGGAGGAUGCUGAGGUUCGACCCGAGGGAACGGGUCGGUGUCACCGAAGCGUUGCGACAUCCCUUCCUGGCCAAAUAUCACGACCCGGAGGAUGAACCCGAGUGCGUGCCGGCGUUCGAUUUCGCCUUCGAGCGUCGCGUGCUCACCAAGGAGGAGAUCAAAGCUGCCAUCGUGGCCGAAAUCGAGGAUUUCCAUCAGCGUCGCGACGGCAUCCGGCGUCAGAUCGCCUUUGCCAGUGCCAGCGCCGUCAGCCAGGCCAACGUGGGCAACGCUGGGGUCAACGUGGCCAAUAUGGCCAACCUUGGGGUCAACACAGCCAACGUUGGAGUCAAUGGGGCCAAUAUGGGGGUCAACGUGGACAGUGUUGGGGUCAACACGGCCAAUAUGGCCAAUGCCGGGGUCAACGUUGGGGUCAACACAGCCAACGUUGGGGUCAACGGGGCCAAUAUGGGGGUCAACGUGGGGAAUGUUGGGGUCAACGCGGCCAAUAUGGCCAAUGCCGGGGUCAACAUGGCCAAUAUCGGGGUCAACGGAGCCAAUAUGGGGGUCAACGUGGGCAACGUUGGGGUCGAAGUGGCCAAUAUGGGGGUCAGCGCGGCCAAUAUGGGGGUCAGCACAACCAACAUUGGAGUCAACGGGGCCAAUAUGGGGGUCAACGUAGCCAAUGUGGGGGUCAACAUGGCCAACGUUGGGGUCAGCGUGGCCAAUAUGGGGGUCAGCGUGGCCAAUAUGGCCAACGCUGGGGUCAACACGGCCAACGUUGGGGUCAAUGCGGCCAACGUUGGGGUCAACGCGGCCAAAAUGGGGGUGAACGCAUCCAACGCCGGCGUCGCCAUGGCCAACGUGGUCAACACCGGCAUCACCGUGGCCAAUGCUGGCAUCAGCGCAGCCAACGUCAACGCCAGAGUCAACGUGGCCAACAUUGGGGUCAACGCAGCCAACGCCGGCGUCGCCGUGGCCAAUAUCGGCCUCAACACCGUGGCCAACGCCGGCAUCCGGAUGAUCAGCGUGGCCAACGUUGGCAUUGGCGUGGCCAAUGCAGCCAAUGCUGGCAUGAACGUGGCCAAUAGCGGCAUCAGCGUGGCCAACAUGGCCAACGCCGCCAUCAAUAUGGUCAACGCCGGCGUCAGUGUGGCCAACGUGGCCAACGCCGCCAUCAAUAUGGCGAAUAGUGGCGCCAGUAUGGCCAACGCCGGGGUCAGUAUUGGCAACGUGACCAACGCCGGGGUCAAUAUGGCCACCGUGACCAAUGUCAACGUCAAUAUGGCCAACGCCGGGGUCAAUAUGGCCAACAUGGCCAACGCCGGGGUCAAUAUGGCCAACAUGACCAAUACUGGGGUCAAUAUGGCCAACAUGACCAACGUUGGGGUCAAUAUGGCCAACCUGGCCCCCACCACCAACACCAGGACCGACCCGGCCGUCCCCACGCCGUGGCCUUGCACCGAUGUGGAUAUGGCGAGUCCCGGCCCUACGACGGCCCCCGAUUGCCCCAUGGAAUCGCCACGGGUCAAAGAAGAACCGGAAAUCCCGGUGGUACCGAAACGAGACGGCGCCAUCUCCGAUGACACCAAAGCGGCCCUAAAAGCGGCGCUGCUGAAAUCUGCCAUGAGGAAUAAGAGCAGAGACCCCCCCUGCCCUGCCCUCCCGGAGGCUCCGGAUUGCCGUAAAUCGGUGACGGCCGCCGAGAGGCAACGGGAGAGGGAAGAAAAACGGCGCCGUCGACAAGAAAGGGCGAAAGAAAGAGAAAGGAAACAACGGGAAAAGGAACAGCGGGACCGGCAGAACCGGGACCCCCAACAGAGCCGGGACCCCCAACAGAACCGGGACCCCCAGCAGCGGCUCAGGGGUCUCAUCCUCAGCGACGACGAUCGGCACCUUUUGGAACGCUGGACCAAAAUGAGGGAUGGGGCACCGCCGAGACCCCCCCAGCAACCCCCCAGUAACCCCCAGCAGCCCCCCAGACUCCAAAAUCCCAAUAAUGGAGGACCCGAAGUUUAG
Molecule: messenger RNA, 2600 nt
Organism: Meleagris gallopavo (turkey)
Lineage: Eukaryota; Metazoa; Chordata; Aves; Galliformes; Phasianidae
Source: RefSeq, a predicted model, not a curated record